Centruroides sculpturatus (bark scorpion) is the source of this 1124-nucleotide messenger RNA. RefSeq names its product GTP-binding protein SAR1b-like. Gene Ontology annotation, cellular component: endoplasmic reticulum exit site; COPII vesicle coat. The record is from RefSeq and is a predicted model, not a curated record. The transcript is spliced from 5 exons. Gene Ontology annotation, biological process: membrane organization; vesicle organization; intracellular protein transport. Bases 98 to 562 code for a protein of 154 amino acids. Gene Ontology annotation, molecular function: GTPase activity; GTP binding. NCBI's taxonomy places the organism in Eukaryota, Metazoa, Arthropoda, Arachnida, Scorpiones, Buthidae.
AUGAUUUUUCCUCCUUGCAUGUCCAGGAUUAUGGAAAAAGAGUGGUAAGCUGCUGUUUCUUGGUCUUGAUAAUGCUGGUAAGACAACCUUAUUACAUAUGUUAAAAGAUGAUCGAAUGGCUCAACAUGUGCCUACAUUACAUCCUACAUCAGAAGAAUUAUCCAUAGGAAAUAUGAGAUUUACAACAUUUGAUUUAGGAGGGCAUCAUCAAGCGAGAAGAGUUUGGAGAGAUUAUUUUCCAGCUGUUGAUGCUAUAGUAUUCUUAAUAGAUGCAUGUGACAGAGAAAGAUUUCCAGAGUCGAAAGUUGAAUUAGAUAGUCUACUAACAGAUGAGCAGUUGGCUAAUUGUCCAGUUCUGAUACUUGGAAAUAAAAUUGAUAGACCUGGUGCAGCUAGUGAAGAUGAGCUAAGAGGUUAUUUUGGUUUAUAUGGACAAACAACAGGAAAGGGAAAACUUCCAAGAUCAGAAUUACCUGGUCGCCCACUAGAAUUAUUUAUGUGCAGUGUUUUGAAGAGACAAGGUUAUGGCGAAGGAUUCAGGUGGCUUGCCCAAUAUAUAUGAUGAUUUAAAACUAAAUCUAUAGAUUACCCACCAUCAAUAACUAUUCAGUAAAUCCAUUCUUGUUUUAUAAGACUAUAAUUAUAUAUAGUAUUAUGAUGCAAAGGAAUCUUUUCUCGAGACUUCCAUUAUUUCUGCAUAUUUUGAUUUUUUUUUGUUUUUCCUUAAAAAUCAAUUUGUAUUCUCAGGAUUUUCUUCAAAAAAUGACAAUACUCUAAUGAAAAUGAACUUUGUUUUUCUUUAAAAAAAAUUGUAAACUCAAAUUUUAAAACAAUUAAUAUGCAUGUUUAUUAUUUUUCUGCACAAUAAGUCCAAUUUAACAAGCUUUUGUUGCAUGUGGAAUGUUCUCUUUGCAUCAGUUUGGCUGUAACAAAAACUUGGAGAGAUGAUGAUAAAAUUAUUUAUAGGGGGAAAUAAAUAUUUGUAUAAUCUUGUUUUUUCUGUUUUGUGCAUGCCAAUUUAUUUACAUUUGUGUUAAUGUUACCAAAGCAAAUAACACUGUACAUAGGACAUUUUCCCUUCUGGGCAAAAAUUUUUCCAUAAUAAAUUUUGUUUUAUAAAGUGA